Aspergillus bombycis is the source of this 1059-nucleotide messenger RNA. RefSeq names its product replication factor C subunit 5. The transcript has 6 exons. NCBI's taxonomy places the organism in Eukaryota, Fungi, Ascomycota, Eurotiomycetes, Eurotiales, Aspergillaceae. The record is from RefSeq and is a predicted model, not a curated record. Gene Ontology annotation, molecular function: DNA clamp loader activity; ATP hydrolysis activity; DNA binding. Gene Ontology annotation, biological process: DNA-templated DNA replication; DNA repair. Bases 1 to 1059 code for a protein of 352 amino acids. Gene Ontology annotation, cellular component: Rad17 RFC-like complex; nucleus; DNA replication factor C complex.
AUGGCUUUGCUAGUAGACAAGCUGCGACCACGUUCGCUCGAUGCCCUGUCGUACCACCAUGAACUCUCCGCGCGGUUGAAGUCACUGGCACAGAGUGGAGAUUUCCCUCAUCUACUCAUGUACGGACCAUCGGGUGCAGGCAAAAAAACCCGGACAAUUGCAACGCUAAAAGAACUGUACGGUGCGGGUGUGGAGAAGAUCAAAAUCGAUGCCCGAGUCUUCCAGACGACGAGUAACCGGAAACUUGAAUUUAACAUUGUAUCGUCUGUAUACCAUCUGGAAAUCACACCUUCGGACGUCGGAAACUAUGACCGUGUCGUCGUGCAGGAGCUGCUCAAAGAGAUUGCGCAAACACAGCAGGUCGAUCUCUCCGCAAAGCAAAGGUUCAAGGUUGUCGUUAUCAAUGAAGCAGAUCAUCUGAGCCGUGACGCCCAGGCAGCUCUGAGACGGACUAUGGAGAAAUACAGCCCCAACCUGAGACUCAUUCUGUUGGCCAAUAGCACUUCGAAUAUCAUUGCUCCGAUUCGUUCCAGAACCCUGCUGGUCAGGGUUGCGGCACCAAGCGAAGACCAGAUCUGCUCUGUGCUCAGCGCUGCGGGCAAGAGGGAAGGCUGGCCGGAGGCGCCUGGACUUAAUCAGAGGAUAGCGAAGGAGAGUGGACGCAAUCUCCGACGCGCGUUACUCAUGUUCGAAGCUAUCUAUGCUCAGAGUGAGAAGGUGACGGAGAACACUCCGAUCCCACCUCCGGACUGGGAGGUGCUCAUUUCUAUUAUGGCUGAUGAGAUCCUGGCUGAGCGGUCUCCAGCUCGACUAUUACAAGUCCGGGCGCGCUUGUACGAUCUCUUGACUCACUGCAUACCGCCGACUACUAUCCUCAAGACCCUCACCUUCAAGCUCAUCGCCAAACUAGACGAUGCCCUGAAGCCCGACGUUAUUAGAUGGUCUGCAUUCUACGAGCACAGAGUGACACAAGGCAGCAAAGUAAUCUUCCACCUUGAGGCCUUCGUCGCCAAAUUCAUGCGCAUCUAUGAAAGUUACCUCAUGGGCAUGGACUUCUAA